AAACACUAUAGGGGGAGAAGUGACAUCAAGAAAUACAAUUACACACAAAAAACCCAGAGAGAAGUAAUAGGAAGAAGGGGAAAAAAUAAUGAAAACAAACCUGGACUCUGGUGAUGAUGAUGAUGAUGACGAUCGGACUGCAGGACGGAGGCAGAAGCUCAGAGGAUCUAGCAGAGUUAAGGAGGACAGUGGCCACAGCUUGAUUACAAUUCGCUGGUGCUGAUGAUGUCAUGGCUGUUCAUUUUAACAGAUUCUCUCCCCCUGAAGGCAAGUCGGAUCUGAGGUGCCAAAGUACAGGUGAUGCUGACGAGGACCUGGCGAGCUCCUGCAGCCCAGAUGAACUGAGUGACCACACUGACGCAAGCCCCUCCCCCCUUAGCCAUUCCAAUUACCACGGCAACAGCGAUGGCCUAGACAGCGAUACUGGAGACCGCAGUUUCAGUGACGAAGACGAGCAGGACAUCAGCGAGAGGGUGGAACGACGCAGCCCACUCGGGAAGCUGGGCAAGGAUCCAGACGGCAGAGUGAAUCUGGAGGAGUAUCUGAACCGUAGCGAUACAGCAGUUAUCUAUCCUGAGCCAGUUGAUGACAUUGACAAUGACAGUAAUGGUGGUACUGACUGUGAAGAUGGCAAGCCAGUAGACUGCCCCUAUUGUGAUCGCUCCUACAAACGUAUCACAUCUCUUAAAGAGCACAUCAAGUACCGCCACGAGAAGACCAUCAGCAACUUCUCCUGUCCUGAGUGCAACUACUGUUUUGCAUACAAGUCGCAACUUGAGCGGCACAUGGCCACGCACAUGCCAGGCCGCAACCAGAUCUGUGACAUUUGCAACAAAGCCUUUGUGAACAUCUACCGGCUCCAGCGCCACAUGUUGACCCACUCGUCCGGCAAUCGUAAGUUCAAGUGUGGGGAGUGCGGCAAAGCCUUCAAGUACAAGCACCAUCUGAAGGAGCACCUGCGCAUCCACAGCGGAGAAAAACCUUACGAGUGCCCUAUCUGCAGGAAGCGGUUCUCGCAUUCUGGUUCCUACAGCUCCCACAUCAGCAGCAAGAAGUGCUCUCCUCUGAAGGAGAACCCUGUCAUUGUCUCUCACAUGCCGGCUCCUGUCAAAGUGAUCAACGGGAGCUUAUCUCCCACACCCCAGCAGCCAGUGACAAACAAGAUGACUGAAAUGGAUGAGAGCCCUGAAUCUGCACCACUUGACAAGAUGCCUUCUUACAUGACCCAGCUGCACAUAAAGAUCCCCGGCUCAGAUAGCAUGAAGGAGGCUGAGAAGUCAGAUGACUCCAGCUCAGAGCAACAGACAACUCCACCUAACGAAGCAGUCAAGAAAGUUCUGCAAAUUGUCGAUGCAACGGUCAGUAAGUUAAAGAUGCAAGGGCAGAACACUGACAUUUCCAAACUGACUAAAGUGUCUAAAGCAGCUGCUGCUGCUCCUGCCCCAGCUCCAGUGCAAGUGAAGGCUCCUCUCUCUGCACCUCUACCUGCCCAACCCACCCCUCUUGUGACCCCAACGGCACCUCUCCCUUCUCCUCCAGCCCCCCCUUCACCUACUCGGCAAUCACAACAAAUACUAAGCCCAACCCCAUCAACAUCCUCAACACUAAGCUCCCCAAUGCUUCCAACACCUGAAAAAGUGGUCCUGCCAGAGAUUUCUAAGGAAAGGCUGAGUACCACCAACCCUGUGCUGUUUCCUGUGAAUGGGGCCAAACCGAACAAAACCUACAACAUUGUUGAUUACACCCUCCGUAAAGUCCAUGAGGCCCAGGCGAUUGCAAAGUGUUUGGAGUCACAGCGGGGAUAUGGAUGCAUGCCUUACCUUGACAACAAAGGUACAGGCUGCAAGUACUGUGGCAAGGAAUUCGAAAGUCCUAUUGAACUCCAUCAGCAUGAGAGGUACUUGUGUGACUUAAAUGAGGAUGUGCAGAAGGUCAAAGGGUACAAUAACUCAAACCUGGCCAAAUAUUAUGAGUACCAGCGAGAGGUUCUUGCCAGUAUGGAUCGUGCACGGGAACGCAGACCCUCCACAGACUCUGAAAUGAAUGACACCAUUAGCAAUACCAUGAGUGAGACUGAAAGUCUUGCCUCCCCCCUCACAUCAGUCCAUAGCCCCAAGGAGUGCAAUGGUAAUCUCCCCUCCCAUUCCCAUGAAAAUGACAACUCAAAAACUAGCGAAAUCUAUCAUAAUGAUUUCAACAGGAUAUCUGAGGCCCAGGAGCAUGCGUUGCGGGCUUUUUAUGCCAUGCAAGCCCAGCCAUCAGUAGAUGGACUUGAGAAAAUCUCCUUAGCACUGAAUCUGAAGGCCUCUGUAGUUGAGGCAUGGUUUCAACGGACACGCAAGCUGGAAGAGGAAGGCUGCGAUCCAUCUCUAAAGAGCUUGGGCCUUAUGAAGAAAAACUGCAUCAAUAACAACCUGUUACGUACUCAGUCACCAGGGAAGCUGAUGAAUGGUCAUACUGAUCACAGUGAGACAGCCUCUGAUGGCAGUCGCUCAAGGGUGGCAACACCUGAGAGGAGGUACAGUCCCAGAGCUGCCUCCACCCCACGGAGCACAGGAACAGUUGAGUCGCACCCCAGCGACAGGCUAGAGCAGCUGGAGUUGUCCCAGAGGCAAAACAGCCUCAAAAACCUCAGUCUGAGAGAUCGGGAGGAACGUUCUAACUGUAAUUCUCCAUCUACCAUGUCUUCCAGGCCCUCACCCAGACAGGCAUUCGAUGAGGCCCCACUCGAUCUCUCCAUGCCCAAGCACACCUGUCGAAACCUCUCGCUGUCUUCCAUGUCCCCCAAGCUAGUGUACGGCUACAAUUAUCCCCCUCUCUACACAACUGCAGGCAGCUACAUUUUCCAGUCCUACAAUCCAGAUGGCUCACGGGCAAAUCUCUGCUUGGAGAAUACGCUCAAAGCCCAUUCCCACUGUCCAAAUGGCAACGUGGUAUUGAAGAGACCUUACACUGAGCCUUACUUUGCUUAUGUACCAAUGCCAAAUGGUUAUCCACCCAAAAGGAUGAAGUAUCCAGAAGGAAUGGAGUUUGUCAAUGGCAUCUCCUACCCUACAAGUCCCCUUACAGAGGCAUACGCAUCAGCACUGAUGAAGGGCAGCUAUCCUCCAAUAACCCCACUGCAGGUAGAGACAGCGCAGCCUCCUACAUUUCGGCAUCACAUUGUUAACAGUAAUGGAAUCCACAGUAAUGGCAUCAAUGAUCUGGCAAUGACAGUUGAGGAUUCUCUUGGGGAGCUCUCUCCAAACCGAGACCGCAGGAGACGGGACCGCCCUCUUCGGACAUCAGCCGGACUCUACUCUUGUACCCAGUGCCCUAAGACGUUCCAGAAGCACAGCUCCUUGCUCAGACAUGUGUAUGAGCACUCAGGUGAGCCAAAAAGUAAACGCCCCCAUGAGUGCAAGGAGUGUGGCAAAGCGUUCAAGCACAAGCACCACCUGAUGGAGCACACUCGCCUGCAUAGUGGUGAGAAGCCCUACCAGUGCGACAAGUGCCUUAAGAAGUUCUCCCACUCAGGCUCCUACAGCCAGCACAUGAACCACCGCUACAGCUACUGCCGCAAGGAGGACAACCUGAGCCGGGGCGUGGGCAAGGGGGCCAUGGAGGAGGAGGAAGAUGUGAUGGAGACCGGGGAUUUGGACAGGUGUAGCAACAAGCAGAAUGGGAUUGGGUACAAGGAUGAGUUCACCCCGGCUUCGCCUCUUCAUUAAGUGGCUCAGGACACCAACCGCAGGAAAGCACAGGAGGGACAGAUAGCAGUCUAAAGCCAGAGUGACAUCCACUGUCAGUAUUCUAAUGGUCAGCUAUGAGUUUUGAUAAUGCAUUUACGUGUAUACCAUAUGAUGGUAUUAAAAUACAACUUAUACAUUUUUGGUCCUAUGUAAACAAUGUUGAUUUGGUUGCACAUUCUGUAAUGUGGGCUAGAAGUAGAUUUUUUUGGUAACAUUUCCAGAGCUUUGCAUUCCCUGUACACAUUCAAGCCUUGAACUAGAAAUUAUUGCGUAUAAGCUCAAUGCCUGUAAUACAAUGUGGCAAAGCACACAACACUGUUGUAUUGUUAAUUUUAAGAAGUGAAUGUCUUCUCCCAUUUCUAUCACUGCCUCUGAGAUCAUUGCAAACAUGACUUUAGGCAACAGAAAUCAAGAUGUGACAAUGAUGUAUUUGUUAGCAGGAGCUUGAUUUUUUUCGUUGGACUGACCACACAAUUUGCCGUCUGCAAACCCUGAAUCAGAGAGGUUUAUUUAGAGUAAGCCUUUGAUGUUGGCGCAGGGAAAAUAGUGUAUAAAGAUACCAACUAAAAAUGGAGGCCGCCUUUUCUUGCCCAGAGAAUGGGUGCAGAGUCAAACAGUAAAUUUGUGAACAAAAGUGUGCUACAAUAUAGUUUGUGUGCUAUGUGAGAUGGGAGGACAAUAUAGUGCUGCUUUGUGUUGGACUGGAUGUAGAGGCCAACAAAGCCACACUCCUUAAUUGAAUUCUUAAAUUAAUAAUAGAACAGACUAUUCACAGCUUCUUUCUCGUGCUCUUCUGUAACAAAAUCACUGAAUGUUUGGAAAUGUCUUUGAAAAAGGAGCAAAGCCUUUUUGUACUUACUGCAAUUAGUUGAAGUCCACAGUUGGAGACAAUUUUUUACUACCUGCAAGAACAAAAGGGAACUGUUUGUGAGACAGCAGAAAAGUUUCUGAAGUGUCAUGCAUGUGCACAAAGCUAGAGAACAAAUUCCUAAAAAUAACACUCGCUGGUAGAACUGUCCAUUCCCAAAUCCACUCUUGACAUUUGAUCCCUACAUGCAACGGAUGGGGAUAAUCAUUCAGUUUCCUGGCAUAGGAUCAGGGAUGAAACCUUCAAUCAGUCUUUGUCACGAGAUGCCAGUUCAAGAAAGCAGCCCCCCUUGUGUGAAGGGGAAGAGGGUACCAGAUAUGGGUGCAUGGGUUGCAUUAGCAAGGUGGCACACAACGCUAUUCACCCUUCCUGUGAAAAGAAUUGUAUGAAUAAGCACUGACACAGUCAAUACAGAGAGACACAUUCUCCAGGACUGUGAAGUGGGGGUAGACACAACACAACUGUUUUACUGCUGAUUGAAUGUGAAAAGCACGCCAACCAUGUCAGAAGUUGAGAAAGUACAUACAUUGUAUAUGUGUUGAACAAGUGAAAUUGUGCCAACCUCCUGUUUUUUGGACAGUUCUGGAUAUAAGAUCAUGUCUUGAAGAUUGCUGGCACCCAACCAAAAGUAAGUGGUCUCUACGGUGUCAUACAAUUUUAGCUCGCUUUAACCAUAGAUAUAAUACCUAAGGGGAUGAUCCAUGAAACUUGAGGAACACAUGAUGAUGACAGGUUAUUUUUUGUCUGCAUUUAGCAGGUGUUUAUUAUAGGAAGCUGAAAAGGAUAUGGCACUUCCCUCUCCCAAUCAAGUUGGUUAAAGUAUUGCUUCCCCAAAGUGCAGCCGUGCAGCCAUACGAUCCAUGCACUUUGGGGGCUUACCUCUGUCAAACAUAAACUGAGUAACUGACAAUGGAUGAAACGAGACAAGCACUUUCCUUUCAUUGAAAAACAACAUGGUACAUGUGUAUGGGUUGUUGGGAAAAACAAGCAACAACUGUAAAAAAAAUUGAUUUUAUAACGUUCUUGAUUGGAAGCAAAAGGUAUUUAAAUAAUUAGCAGACACUUGCCAGCUGACCCAAAAGGCUUGAAAGAAAACUACUGUAUGUUAUUGCUUGGAAUACGAUGUUGGUCAGGGCACGGUAGCAAAAGAGGGUGUUAGGAGAAGUUGUAUAUAUAUGCUACAUGCAGGAGCCCCCCCAAUCCCUGGUAGUCACUGUCUUGCUUACACAUAUUUCCUGAUGUCAAUUACUAGCCUCCUGCCUUGGGCAGCUCUCAGGAUCCUCUGUAGGCUCUGGGUCUUCCAGUAUCACAGGGAAUGAGGGGGAAAUUGCAUGCACAUUAGCACUUCCACUGGGGCCCUUGGGAUAGGAAACAGGGGACGUGUCUGGUUUGAUUUGCCUGUUCUACAUCCAUCCUUUUGACCUUGGAAUGAUUAACUGACAAGGGAAUGAUUUUGACACUUUCAGGGAACUCUAGACAAAGACCACAUGUACCUUGAGUGCAAAGUGCAAGUGACUUUUUGGCACCACCAUAAAUGAGAUUGGAAAAGUUUAUACUUGUAUUAGGGUAUGCAGAUUUUAAAGUCCAUUUAAGCACUUGUCGCCGGAUAAUGUGUAAACACACAUAAUUUUCCUUAUUCGUUCCACGGAGGAUGUGCACACUCGUUAAAGAAUUGUUUUUUUUCAUUUCUACGGUUAAUGUAAUUAACGCAUUGUGCUUGGUUGGUCAAAGUGCAGUUGCAAGGUUGAAGAAUGUGCAGGUAAAAAAAUGCCCCCAGCAGCUUUUUCGGGUUGGAAAAUCCGACUUUAAGUGGGUAAUAAGGGUAAAAUGCAUGUUUCAGCUGAACUGUCUAUUUGUGACAGGUUCGUAGCUGUGCAGAUAAAAAUCUUUGCAAGAUAAACUUCACUGCUGUUAUGAGAAUAAAUCUGAAACAGUUCAACAUUUUUAAGGAUUUUUAUGUCUAGAAACACUAGAUUUGUACCUUGAUCAAAAUAUUUUUCUGUUCAACAGUUUUUGAACAAUGAUCACUUAGAACAAGUUUAUGUAAGAGUUAUUUAAUUUGUUACACUGUUUAAGUUAAAAAGCAGAGUAUUUUUGAACUGAAAUUCUACAGCAAUUCAUUUAUCAGGGUUGCGAGACACAGUGCGCUACUGAGUACUGGCAAGGUUAUUUCGGUGCUCUACAUUAUAAGUAUUUUUGACAAACUAUAGCCAUGUGUAACAAUUAGAUAACACAUUAGCUUGGCUCUUACAUGUAUGUUACUGGCUGUAAUGCUUUACAUUUGUCAAGUAUGAACAGUAUUUGUGAUGCAAACUUGUGUUGCAGUGCGCAAUGCCCUCUAUUAAAAUUGUAUCAUUAGUAAAUAUUCAUCUAGUUUUAGAUAAUGUACAUGUAUACAUGUAGAUGAGGACGAACCAGGGAGUUUCAUCUGUUAAAUAGAGCCACCCAGUUAACAACAUUUUGGGGGACAAAUUUUGUAACUCCUCGCACAAAUGGUCUGUACCUUGCAAAGCAUUAGAUUGAACUAUCAUGGCUCUCUUGAAAGAUUUUUAACAGAACUUUGUACACUGUGUAUACAAAGGAACAAUGAAUGAAAUUACUUCAGUUGUAAGAAACUCAUCUUUCGGCAAAAGGACUUAUUGUACUGGGUUUUAAGACUGCAUCAAUUUAGAUCUUCCAAACUUUGAACAAGUACUAAAUAAUGGGAAGGACUGUAAUUUAAGUUUUCCUUAGAAAACAAAAUGUAAAAAUGUACAUCUGUAUUUUGAAAUUGUUAGAUUUGAUCAUAACCUUCCACCAGCAUGUUUAUAAGUGUAUAUUUUUCACCAAGGUUGUUUGUGAUUUAAAAGACAUGAAGAUCAUUGGAAAUGAAGAUUUUCUUCCUUUGUAUGCAAGUUUAUUCCAUCAGACAUUAAGAACAAAGUCCCUCAGUAAUAUGUGGAACAAAAAGAUGUUGAUAUACUUUGUAAGAUUACUUCAGCUGCUGUAAAAUAUGCCUGUAGGUCAGCUUGGAAUGAAUCCCCAUUGGAUUUUUUUUAAUUCUUAUUUGUGUCAUCAAAGUGACCACUGUCUUUCUGUUAUGCAGCCAUGAAACCAGAUUUAGUCCACAGCUUCUGUUCCUAAAAUAAGUCUCUGAAGCUUGGUGUGUAACUGCAUAGGUAUUACAGUAAUGUGGCUCAUAUGAAAAGAUUUAUGUCAGUUGUUGCAUUGUACUUAAUGGAAAGUAGUUUCAUAGUUAGCUGGGUGUGCUAUACAGCCAACACGUCACAUUUUAUUCAAUUUGUAGAACUAGAAAAUGGCUACAGGGCGUGUACGUGUAGUUAGUCUGUGAGACAAUAGAAUGUGGCACCCUCUUGUCACCUGUACACAUGCAGAAGACUGAAAAAUAUUCAAAUUAAUUCAAACUAUUAUUUGUAUGACAGUAUGUGUGCUAUAAACCAUGGACAGUAUUGGAAAACAUUCAGAUUAUCUGAUCAUAAUUACAAAUGUUCAGUUAAAUGUGAACUUGCUUGUAGUGAAUCCCCAAAAUAUUCAGUUGUUUUGUCAACAACUGCUGCACCGCGAUGUGUGCUUAUCAACUCAACAGUAUUGUGCAUGUACAUGUGAGCUUGAUGCAGGUGGACGGAGUAAUGGUUUAUAAGACUAUCCUGGAAAAUACUAAUGUUGACAAAUCUUGCCAUCAACACAAACACGCACCAUCUUGGCAUUAUCUCAAAAUGCGUUUAUUUAUUUGAGUUUCGGUGUGCUAUGAAGUUCAUACUGCUACAAUUCAGGUUUACUUUAUAAAAGAGCCAUCAAAAGGAACAAAACUGUGCAUGCUUAUUAACCUUUGACCUGUAAUUUAUUGUAACCAGUGGGGUUUUAAAAUGGCCCUAGAAAAUGUAUGUAUUUAUUCCUUGUAACUGUACUAUUUAUUUCAAAAGCCGUGGUAGCUACCACUGUGCUUCAUAUAGAGGAGCUUAAGACUGGCUACUCUAAGGUAAUAAGAAUAAUUCUGUAUUUAUGUACUCUUAUCUUUUUUGUCUUCUUGAUUUGAUGCAAUAAAAGUUUCAAGAUGAAAGACCUACAACUGAAGGUGA
Acanthaster planci (crown-of-thorns starfish) is the source of this 8678-nucleotide messenger RNA. RefSeq names its product zinc finger E-box-binding homeobox 2-like. Lineage: Eukaryota; Metazoa; Echinodermata; Asteroidea; Valvatida; Acanthasteridae. Gene Ontology annotation, molecular function: RNA polymerase II cis-regulatory region sequence-specific DNA binding; DNA-binding transcription factor activity, RNA polymerase II-specific. The record is from RefSeq and is a predicted model, not a curated record. Gene Ontology annotation, biological process: regulation of transcription by RNA polymerase II; anatomical structure development.